Perognathus longimembris pacificus (Pacific pocket mouse) is the source of this 782-nucleotide messenger RNA. Its product is annotated as oxidation resistance protein 1-like. Gene Ontology annotation, biological process: response to oxidative stress. NCBI's taxonomy places the organism in Eukaryota, Metazoa, Chordata, Mammalia, Rodentia, Heteromyidae. Gene Ontology annotation, cellular component: nucleus. The record is from RefSeq and is a predicted model, not a curated record.
UCUGAAACAAAUGAAGAUUCUACUAGUCAAGCAGCAGCCAGAGAGUGGGAGAUUACUACAAGAGAAGACAUAAAUUCAAAGCAGCUUGCUCCAGUAAAAGCAGACCUGGAGUCUGAAUCUUUUAGAUCUAAUCUAAGUGAUCCCAGUGAACUCCUACUGCUAGAUCAACUUGAAAAGCUAACCAAGCAUCUUCCCCCAAGAACUAUUGGCUAUCCAUGGACUCUUGUUUAUGGUACGGGGAAGCAUGGCACAAGCUUGAAGACCCUUUAUCGAACCACAACAGGUUUAGACACCCCAGUGCUGAUGGUGACUAAGGACAGUGAUGGACAGGUUUUUGGUGCUCUAGCAUCUGAACCAUUUAAAGUAAGUGAUGGCUUUUAUGGUACCGGAGAGACCUUUGUUUUUACAUUCUGUCCGGAGUUUGAGGUCUUUAAGUGGACAGAAGAUAAUAUGUUUUUUAUCAAAGGAGACAUGGAUUCACUUGCUUUUGGUGGUGGAGGUGGAGAAUUUGCCCUUUGGCUGGAUGGAGAUCUCUACCAUGGGAGAAGCCAUUCUUGUAAAACAUUUGGAAAUCGUACACUUUCUAAGAAGGAAGACUUCUUUAUCCAAGACACUGAAAUCUGGGCUUUUGAAUAAAUACAAAUUCUCUUUCUUAGCAGGAUAAUGGCCCAAAUCUGACAUGGACAGGCUUUAUUUGGGAUGUUCGAGAAGCAAUACAACGCAACAUGUCACUAGUGCUUUAAAAUUAGUCUGUAUCAUCAUUUAUUACAGCUAUAAUUUUG